AUGACGAUAGUUUUUUGGUUUCGUUAUUCUGGGAGGAGGGUGUUGUGGUGUGCUGUGUGUCCUCGUGAUCCGUGCACAGUCUACGUGAUAUCCAAAGCAGCAGAAGACUCAGUUAAAUUAAGACUUCAGCAAAACAACAAGAACAGGAAGAGCAGAAGCAACAACAAUAAAUACCCACUUCCCAUCUCUUUCUGUUAA
Prunus armeniaca (apricot) is the source of this 198-nucleotide messenger RNA. The record is from the annotation of a GenBank genome assembly. NCBI's taxonomy places the organism in Eukaryota, Viridiplantae, Streptophyta, Magnoliopsida, Rosales, Rosaceae.